This is a messenger RNA of Closterium sp. NIES-65, 2553 nucleotides long. The record is from the annotation of a GenBank genome assembly. Lineage: Eukaryota; Viridiplantae; Streptophyta; Zygnematophyceae; Desmidiales; Closteriaceae.
AUGGCGCCGUCUCUCCUCCGCCUUGCUCCGCGAUCCACGCCCACCUCUUCCAACCACCCUGCCCGAUCCCACGCGCCUUCUCGCGCAGCGCGUGGCGGAAGUUCCACGUCAGCGUCGCGCGCGUGGCUGCGGCGCUCCAUCCCCGCGUCGUGCGUCGCGCUGCUCCUCCUGCUGCUGACGGCGUCGUUGCUGCGCGCUCUAAUUCGCCCACAGUCGCCGGAAGGGGGCGCUGGGAGCAGCGAGGGGGAGCGGGCGCUGAGGGUGUAUGUGGUGCUGCUGCCGGCGCCGUACAACGUCGACCUCAUCCCGCUCGCGCAGGUGACUCGCGCCCCGCGUGGCCCUCUCUCGCUCAUCGUGAGCCUCUUCCCUGGCUCUAGCGUCUAUACCCUGGCCCUCUCCCCCUUGUCGCAGGUGUCGCUGCUGCCACCAGCGGCCCUGCCCUCGUCCGCGCCGCCUCCCCCGCCAUGCACCGUGCGCCUCCACUCGCCCCACGCCCUGCCGCUCUCCUGGCUGCACCCUCCCUCCCCCUCUGCCUCCUCCCCAUCCUCCACCUCCGCCUCUGCCUUCCCCACCUCGCCCCUCCCCCCUGCUGCAUCCCCUGCCAGCGCCGCCAGCAGUGGCCGCACCGCCCUCUCACCGCACCUGCUGCCGUUCCUCGGCAUACCAGACCUGCCGGACCUGCCUGUACCGCUCUCACCAUCGCCGCCAGUAGCAGCAUCUUCGGAGGCGGCAGCGGUGGAGCGAGCAGUGCUGGCAGGGGCAGGAGGGCCGGUGGGCGUGAGUGUGCCGUGCUACCCGCACUACCCCUACUACCGCCAGCAUGCGGCCGAGUACUUCCUCACACUCUCCCUCCUCUCCGGUAACCCCCCUCUCCUUCCUCCACUGCACUUACACUUACCCUCACUUUCUCUGCUUGCCUCUCACCUUGCUCUUUCUCAACCCGCCACGGCACCACCUUGCCCCUCACUCUCUUUCUCCCCUCCGUGCUGCUCUGCUCUCCACCAUGUCUCUUCCCCACAUCCGUGGUGCAUGCCUGAGGCCGCCAGGCACAGGGGCAGUGCAGCGCGUGCAGCGAGUGGAGGACGCAGAAGCCAUCUUCGUGCCCUACUGGUCCACCCUCGCCUUCCGCACCAACGCCAGGUGCCUGCCUCCUCCACUGCCACCAACGCCAGUGACAUCCUGGACCCCAUCAUCGCGCGCUUCGCCCUCCACCACGCUGCCACACCCGCCACACCUGCCACCAGCGCCGCCACCACCACCCACGGCAGUGGGGGCGGCAGCAGCAGCACCGGCAGCGGCAGCAGCGGAAGUGGCAGCAGAGCUAGCAGCAGUGGGAGUGGGGGUGGGCGCAUGCCCCCCCUGGUGGUGCCGUGCGUGUACCCGCUGGCCAUGUUCAACCACUCGCUGCCCCUCGCUGCUGCCAUCAAGCUCGCUGUUGACCUCGACCUGCACUGGGCUCAGGCAGCAUCGUACGACCGCGAUGUGAUAGUGCCGUACGUGCCGCUGGUGGCGCCCUUCUCUCACGACCGUGGCUCCUGGGCCUCGCGCCCCCUGCUGCUCUUCUUCCAAGGCACCACCGACCGCUGGGGGGGCGGCAUCAUUCGGCAGCAAGUGCAGCGGGAGCUGCAGGGGCAGCCCGGGGUGCAAUUCACGGUGGGGCGGGCGGAGAACAGCAGCAUGACGGCUCAGGCCGCCACCGCCAUGCGCCGCGCUAAAUACUGCCUGGUGCCGCGAGGUGACACCUCGUCCAGCUGUCGCCUGUUUGACGCCGUGCUCUCCGGGUGCAUCCCAGUGAUCAUCAGCGACGCCCUCGACCCACCCUUUGAGGACGCCAUUGAUUACACCGCCUUCUCGCUGCUCCUCCCUGCCGCCCUCGCUGUGCGCCCGGGGUACAUUCUAGGCGUGCUGCACGCGCAGACAGAGGCCGUGUGGCGCCAGCAGUGGGAAGCCAUGAGGAAGGACCCUCACCACCUCCUCUUCUCCCUGCCUCCAGGGGGUAAGCGGUGCGGUGUGGCGGCGUGGCGCAGGGGAAGAGGGAAGAGGAGCAGGUCGCAUGGCAUGAGCGCACCCCACCACCCUGCUGUGCCUUGUGCUGCCUCUCCUAACCAGCCCACUCCUCAUCCCGCCACGGCCAGUGGAGCAGAGGACAUGGUGGCGCAUCACUUCAUCUACUACUUCCUCCCACGACCCGGCAAGGCAGAGGAUAUGGUGUGGCGGGGCACGAGAGAAGAGGAGCAGGACGCAUGGCAUGAGUGCACCCCAGCUACCCUAUCCGCCAACGUACCUCCCACCCCACCCCACAUCCCUCCCCCACAGGUGGCGCAUCACUUCAUCUACUCCUUCCCACCACGACCCGGAGGAGCAGAGGACAUGGUGUGGCGGACCGUGGCACGGCGCGUGAGGGGGCAGUUCUCUCCGCACUACCGCAACAGGCGGGGCCGCAUUCUUCUGGCGCAGCUGGCACAGGCAGGGCUCAACGCGUCUCACCUCGAACAGCCCUUACCCAACCGGCCCCCUGUAACAUUCGAUGUAACACUUGACAAUGAAACCUAA